Chrysochloris asiatica (Cape golden mole) is the source of this 1254-nucleotide messenger RNA. It is a transcript of the gene LTBR, whose product is annotated as lymphotoxin beta receptor (TNFR superfamily, member 3). The transcript is spliced from 10 exons. Gene Ontology annotation, biological process: positive regulation of canonical NF-kappaB signal transduction; immune response; hematopoietic or lymphoid organ development. The record is from RefSeq and is a predicted model, not a curated record. NCBI's taxonomy places the organism in Eukaryota, Metazoa, Chordata, Mammalia, Afrosoricida, Chrysochloridae. Gene Ontology annotation, molecular function: ubiquitin protein ligase binding. Bases 1 to 1254 code for a protein of 417 amino acids.
AUGCGGGCCGCCUCCCCUUGUGGCCUUGCCUGGGGGCCUCUGGUGCUGGGAUUCUAUGGACUCCUGGCAGCGCCCCAGCCUCGACUGGUGCCCCCAUACCACUCGGAGGACCAGACCUGCCAGGACCAGGAUAAGGAGUACUACGAGCCCAAUCAUCGAAUCUGCUGCUCGAGCUGCCCGCCAGGCACGUAUGUCACAGUUCAGUGUAACCAAAGCCAGAACACAAUUUGCUCCCCGUGUCCCCCAAAUUCCUACAACGAGCACUGGAACUAUCUCACCAAAUGUCAGCUGUGCCGCCCCUGUGACCCAGUGAUUGGCUUCGAGGAAAUAGCCCCUUGCAGCAGCACCAAGGAGACCCAGUGCCAAUGUCAGUCAGGAAUGGUCUGCGCCCAUUGGGAUCCUGAAUGUACACACUGUGAGCUACUCUCUAACUUCACACCUGGCACUGAAGGUGAGCUCAAAGGUGAAGACAGCAAAACUGACAACCAUGUUCCCUGCAAGGCAGGAUACUUCCAGAACACCUCCUCCCCCGUCCCCCACUGCCAGCCCCACACGAGGUGUGAGGACCAGGGUCUGGUGGAGGUAGCUCCAGGCACUGCUCAGAAUGACACUAGCUGCGGGAGCCCAUCAGGAACGCUUCCAGAGACACCAGGAACGAUGUUGGUGCUGGCGGUCUUGCUGCCACUCGUCUCGCUCCUGCUCCUCACCACCGUCCUCGCCUGCACCUGGAAGAGCCACCCCUCUCUCUGCAGAAAACUGGGAUUCCUACUCAAGAGGCAUCCAGAGGGACCUGAACUCAAUGUCGAUGCCAGCUGGGAGCCUCAGAGAAAAGACCCACAUACCCCUGACCUAGUAGAGCCACUUCUGCCCAACUUUGGAGAAAUGCCCCCAGCCUCCGUCAGGAACGCAACAACCCCAGUGUUGGAGAAGGAGGUGCUACAACAGCAGAAUCCUCCAGAUCUGGCCAGGGAGGCAGAGGCUAAUCUCGGGGAUCAGGGUCCAGUGGCCCAUGGCACCAAUGGUAUUCAUGUCACUGGCGGAUCUAUGACUGUCACUGGCAACAUCUACAUCUAUAAUGGGCCUGUACUCGGGGGAGCACGAGCCCCUGGAGACCCCGCAACACCUCCAGAGCCUCCAUACCCCAUCCCAGAAGAGGGUAUCUCUGGCCCUCAUGGCCUUGUUGCCCCUCACCAGGAGGAUGGUAAAGCUUGGCACCUGGCUGAGACAGAGACACUGGGGUGCCACGCCCUCUGA